Striga asiatica is the source of this 414-nucleotide messenger RNA. The record is from the annotation of a GenBank genome assembly. Lineage: Eukaryota; Viridiplantae; Streptophyta; Magnoliopsida; Lamiales; Orobanchaceae.
GUGGAUGACAAUGCUAAAGGGAUGCGUUUUAAAGCUUGGGCCUAUUUCAAGAAUUGGAUGAAAAUAUUUGGGAAAGACCGGGCCACUGGAGAAAAUGCUGAAAUUUUUGCUGAGAUGGCGCGAGAUAUAUUGAAUGGAGAAGAUGGACUUAGUGACUCGCCUACAAGGGAGCCAAUGCAUGUGGACAGAGCUAGAAGUAACCUCGCUAGUCAUAUUGGAUUUGAGCAGGAUACAAUGAAAGCACGCAAAGCUAUUGAUGAGGCAACGAAGAAGAUGAGUUUCCUAACGAUGCAAGACAAGAUUGCGGUUGGUGCACGACUUUGUGAAAUGACUAAAGAGUUGAACUAUUUAUUCAACUUUAUAGAGGCCGACAAAGCGAUGAUGAUGCAAAUGAUUCUAGAAGAAAAACUUUAA